Molecule: messenger RNA, 1254 nt
Organism: Pseudo-nitzschia multistriata
Lineage: Eukaryota; Bacillariophyta; Bacillariophyceae; Bacillariales; Bacillariaceae
Source: the annotation of a GenBank genome assembly
GUUCACAUGGUGGUACGAGUACCUUACAGUAGUUCUUUAUGUACUGUAAAAUGCUGUAAAAACCGUACGUACUCUGACUUGCUGUAACUUGAGUGAAGAACUGCGGGCUCCUAGCGAUUUUGUUCCCCCGAUUUGCCGUCUUCGAACCAAAACGUAGUGAAACAUUCGGAGUCGAAUCCGAAUCUACCGUACCUUGUUACAGCAACAAUAUAAUACGAAUUCUGAAACAAGAUGACGGAAUUGAACAAGAAAAGCAAACCAGUGAAACUCACUCCGACGGAGAGGAAAGAACGAAACGCGAUGCUCCAGAAGCUUCAGGAUAGUGGCGAUUUCGACAGGUGCGUGUUGUGUUGUGUUGUGUUUCUGUUGGCGAAUAGGUGUUGUUCGGUUUUGAUGGUGUGUAGCAUCGCUCAUUGAGGUCGUGUCGAUCACACGGUAGGAGUUGGUUUGCUGUUGCGGAAGCAACAGACACAACACGAUGCGGCGCAUGCAACCAUACUGUUAUUGUUAUUAUUCGUCUCAUUCGUCGAUGAUUGAUUCGUCUUCUGCAUGGAUCCGAUAAAAUACAUACGACUCCGAACCAAUGCAACUCAACGCAACGCAAUACAACGCCACGAUGCAAACGAAUACGUAUACGCAUAUACAAUGCAACACACGACAAACACGAUACGAUACACACGACACGAUACGACACAAUACAAAUGAUACGACACGAUACACACGACACACACACAGGCUGAAGAAAAGCGUCUACGCCCGGCUCGUCCUGCACCCGGACGGCGAGGCCUGGAUGGAGGGGAUCCGGGAGCAGACCCGGAGCGCCCUCCAGCGGAGCAACGGGGGGACCGAGAGCAUCGAGGAGCUCACCCUCGACGAGCUGUCCGCGGCGAUCGUCGCCGGGAGUUCGGGGAUCCCGGCCGCGAUCGAGGAGGACUGCUUGUCCCGCAUAAAGAACCUGUACCGUGCGAGGGACCAGAGGAGGUAGUUGGUUCGUUCGUGCGCUGCUUCUCCUGCCAGCGACACGGAUGGAUGGUGCAGUUUCGUGGGUGGUGGUGGGACGAACGUCUCCGUGGCAACCCACGCAACGGGAUGCGAUGCAAUCGUCGAAGAGAUGCAGUCUGUGGUGUUUGGUGCGCAGUGGAUAUAAGAUGGGAUAGGAUGGCAUGGGAUGGGAUGGGGGGAAAUUUCAAAAAUCGCAACUGGCUAACAAUCACUUUAAAAAGGUUUGAUUAGAAACAAAUUAGGAAAUCAAAU